AUGUACGUUGAUGAUUUGGUCAGCGGUGGUGAUUCUGUUGAUACAGUGAAGCAACUAAAGGAGAACGCCAUUGACAUCUUUCGAGAUGCUAUCGACGAGGACAACUGGCCUCUGAACAUCAAAACGCAAGAAGCAACAGAAACGCAAGCUGAAGCGAAAGCAGUCAAGGAAUUGUUUUCACUGACGAUACCAGUGCAAGAUGAAUUAGAUCAGCUUCUUAAGAAAUUCGGGUUUUGGAAAACGAUACGAAUUACAGCAACAGCAAAACGAUUCGUGGACAACGUGAAAGACGGUCGUGAGAACAAGAAUACCGCUCCGUUGACAACAGAAGAAACCAGCGAACAAGUCAAGUUCUGGGUGAAGAAGAUCCAGGCGCGUAACGAAGGAACCGCUAAAUUUGAAGAAGAUCGAGAGCAACUGAAUCUUCAGCAGAACGAAGCAGGAGUGUACGAGUGUCGAGGAAGAAUCCAAGGUCAUUUCCCUAUCUACCUACCAGACAACGAGUUCCUGACUGAAAAGAUCGUAGAACAUGCCCACAAGCUUAGCUGUCACGGGGGAGUGGGGAUGACAAUGGCGAAAUUUCGCGAAAAAUACUGGACCCCUCGAUUGCGAAACAUCGUCAAACGAGUGACAAAGAGUUGUCAUACCUGCAAGAGAUUCCGUGCUAUCGCGGUGGCAAACCCACCAAUCAGAAACCUCCCAAGGGAUAGGACCGAAGGGAACACAGCGUUCCAAGUGGUCGGCGUAGACUACGCAGGUCCCAUAAAGUACCUUAAGAAGAGUAAACGCGAAAGGAAGGCAUACAUUAUCCUGUAUGCUUGCCGCCUCACUCGAGCCACGUAUUUGGGGCUUCUUCCAAAUCAAGAAACAAACGAAUUCGUGCGAAAUUUGAAGCGGUUAGUAGCAAGACGAGGACGUCCCCAGAGAAUUUAUUCCGACAACGCCAAGACGCUCGUUGCAGCAGCGAAAUGGCUGAGGAAUAUCAUGAAAGAUGAACGCCUACAUGACUGGCUCUCCAAGUUUGAGAUCAGGUGGUAG
Dendronephthya gigantea is the source of this 1038-nucleotide messenger RNA. RefSeq lists its product as uncharacterized. Gene Ontology annotation, molecular function: nucleic acid binding. Lineage: Eukaryota; Metazoa; Cnidaria; Anthozoa; Malacalcyonacea; Nephtheidae. The transcript is spliced from 2 exons. Gene Ontology annotation, biological process: DNA integration. The record is from RefSeq and is a predicted model, not a curated record. The coding region runs from base 1 to 1038 and encodes 345 amino acids.